Molecule: messenger RNA, 1323 nt
Organism: Peronospora matthiolae
Lineage: Eukaryota; Oomycota; Peronosporomycetes; Peronosporales; Peronosporaceae
Source: the annotation of a GenBank genome assembly
AUGCUUGGCGAAUAUGGCCGAUCGGUGAUGCGCAUGCAAGUUCGACAGUCAACGUCUAGCCUCUUUAGAGCUCGCAUGUCGACGUUUGCAACAAACGGUUCACAACUGGACAGUUACGCGAAGGGUGCCUCUGUAUCAGCUCCAAUGUUUGCAGAAGUCAUGCACAAGUGUGGAGUACCCAAAAAGAGACUGCAUCAAGACCUCUAUCCGCUCGAGUUUGGGCAGAGUGCAUGGCCUGGCACGUUCCCUAUUGCUGCAGCUGUUUCAGGUGGUGCUGAUAGUAUGGCAUUGAUGCUUUUACUCCGAGAGUACUUGCAGGAACAUCACAUCAAGACCCCUCUAUUAGCAGUGACAGUGGAUCACCAAUUGCGGCCUGAAAGCAGCAGAGAAGCGCUUGAAGUGGCAAACGUUUGUGCUGAUCGAGGCGGUAUUCGUCACAUAACAAAAGUGUGUGAAUGGCAGUGCGAAGAGAAGACGAAGCAGCAACCAGGAGAAGGACCUACGGCUAGUUUACGACGACCGGUAAAGCCACGCGCCAGUAAGAUGGAGGAACACGCACGUCAGUAUCGAUACCACUUGCUGCGGCAAGUUUGUCUGGAGUAUCAUGUGCGCUGUUUGUUUGUGGCUCAUAAUCGUGGCGAUCAACUGGAAACGACGCUUUUCCGACUGGGAAGGGCGAGUGGUACCAAUGGGUUGGCCGGGAUUGCGAGCCAAUUGCCACUCUUCUCUGUUGAUAGGUUGCUACGUCAUCCACUUGGUUGUAAAGCGUCGACAUCUAGUACCAUGACCACGAUCGUUCGACCAUUACUUUCCGUGACGAAAGACCAGUUGAUGGCAACGUGUGAUCGGUUACAGCAAACGUGGGUGCACGAUCCUUCCAAUGAUGACCCCACGUACGACCGUGUUCGGAUCCGUCAGGCGCUCAAGCGAAUCGAAAAGGAGGAACAAGGAGCUGCUGUCCUGGACUUGAUCGCUCGUUUCCAACAGACUGCCAAGAAAGCCAAGCACGAGUUUGCAGCACUCGAACGCCUCAUGCUUCAAAAGCACGCUGUCACCUGGGAGGCAGACAUGGUCGUCAUGCAAACGUCGAUUGUCCACGACCCUGACGUGUUUGACGAGCUGCUGUAUCGAUUGUUAUCAAUUGUUAUUGUACACAUUGGCAAGAAGGACGCGCCUCCACGUUUAGCAUCCAUUGCUCGUCUUGCACGAGAUCUCCGAGAUCUGAAAACAGGCAAGCAGCUCACUUUGGGUGGAUGUCGGAUUAUGUGGAGUAGAAAACGCCGUGAACUGAUAUUCCAGCCGGAGGGCCAGAAGAAAAAGUAG